Molecule: messenger RNA, 1512 nt
Organism: Sphenostylis stenocarpa
Lineage: Eukaryota; Viridiplantae; Streptophyta; Magnoliopsida; Fabales; Fabaceae
Source: the annotation of a GenBank genome assembly
AUGGCUCAAGAUAAUGCUGCAUGCAACCAUGCAAGUGGUGUCACUGAAAACAAAGGUGGAGGUGGAGGUGGAGGGGGUGAGUCUAACAAAAAUGCAUCUGCUGCAAAGAAAGUGGAGGAGGUGAAGCCACAUGCUGUGCAUGAGCAAUUGCCUGGAAUUCAAUAUUGCAUCAAGAGUACUCCCCCAUGGCGUGAAGCAAUGCUAUUGGGGUUUCAGCAUUACCUUCUGACUCUUGGGGUUACCGUUCUGAUUCCAACUAUACUUGUUCCUCAAAUGGGUGGAGGAGUUGCUGAGAAGGCAAGGGUGUUUCAGACACUUUUGUUUGUUUCUGGAAUAAGCACAUUACUUCAAUCUUUGUUUGGAACUCGACUUCCAAUUGUAGUUGUUGGUUCAUACACUUACAUAAUACCUAUAACUUCUAUUAUCCAAGCCAGAAGAUACAAUUCAUAUACAGAUUCAUAUGAGAGGUUUAUUCAGACAAUGAGAGCUAUUCAAGGUUCCCUGAUCAUAACUGCAUGUUUCCAGAUGGCUGUUGGAUUUUUUGGUUUUUGGAGGAAUGCUGUUAGGUUCUUCAGUCCACUCAGUGUAGUCCCUUAUAUAACUUUCACUGGACUCAGUCUCUAUCGUUUUGGUUUCCCAAUGGUAACAAAAUGUGUUGAAAUUGGGCUUCCAACACUAGUUAUCUUUGUUUUCAUAUCGCAGGCAAGUAGUUGGUCUUUCACUCUUGCAAUAGUUGUUGACCUGUUUAAUUUGUCUGACUUAAUCUUGUACGCUAAUCAUUAUAUUGGCAUCAAGAAGCUUAUGUAUGACCGAUAUUCAGUGCUCUUCACUGUUACAAUUGCAUGGUUAUUUGCACUGUUUCUAACUUCAUGCACUGUGUAUAACCACAAGUCAGAAAGUACACAGAAUAAUUGCCGCACAGAUCGUGCUGGCCUUGUUACUGCCGCUCCAUGGGUGUAUUUUCCUGGUUUCUUCCAAUGGGGGGCUCCUACUUUCCAUGCUGGGGAGGCUUUAGCUAUGAUCGCUGCUUCAUUCGUUUCUUUUUUUGAGUAUACUGGUACAUGUUAUGCUGCGGCAAGAUAUGGAAGUGCCACGCCAGUGCCACCCUCUGUGAUAGGCCGUGGAUCUGGUUGGGUGGGAGUAAGUGCUUUGCUCAGUGGCGUGUUUGGUUCUAUAACUGGAUUUACGGCAUCAGUGGAUAACGCUGGUUUGUUGGCGUUGACAAAAGCAGGAAGCCGAAGAGUCGUCCAAAUAUCAUCUGGUUUUAUGAUUUUCUUCUCUAUUUUCGGUAUGUUCAAUGAUGCUGUGACUGUCAUGUUCAUGUCCCACACAACAGUUGCAGCCUUGGUUGCUUUCGUUUUGGAUGUCACACUGUCUCGUGAGGAUGAUUGUGCACGUAAAGACAUCGGUUUGCAGUGGUGGGAGAGGUUCAGCUUGUACAGCGCAGAUAUUAAGAAUGAUGAGUUCUACUCUUUACCAUGCAGACUUGAUAAGCUUUUUCCACCCUCUUAG